GUCGCGUUCAAUGGACGAGAUUAAACAUGGCACCGCUAACGAGAGUACAACACGAUCGCAUGAAGGAAAAUCGUAAGAAAUCACCUAGUGAGACAGACAUUGAAUUUAAGUGAGAACAAUACUAGACAGGCCCUGGCUGCCAUCAUUUGUAGCUCAUUGUGUCCAUUGAGGCUCCUGGAGCAUCAAAGAUUGCAUAUGGUGAAACACUGAAAGCAAUACAGAUUGCGUUAGAUGAGACCCCAGAGGCCAGGUUAACUGCAUUGGAUGUGGUACUAAACCGAUUUUACAUUGUGUUGGGUGAGACAGCCUCUUAGCUGUUAGAUAACGACCUGAAAAAUGACUGCAGGACACUUUAGGAGCAGUGCUUGGGAUCCAUUUCUAAUAAUUGCUCAGAUUAUUUCCAUGCAGAGUGCUUUCUAUGUGGGUCUAGGAGUCUGGAUUGCUAUGGUGGACUUUGUUGCAGGAGCAGAUAGGUCACUGGAACAGUUUUUUAAAUAUGAGGAACUUCAGUUUAAAGAAUUCACAGGAAGAUUAAUCAUGGGUGCUUUUGUUUUAAAUUCUUUAACAUGUGCAUUGGGCUUGUGGUACACAGUCAAGAGGACAAAGCUUUGUUUAGACUUUGCCAGUACCGUCCAUCUUAUCCACUUGGUGGUGUGCUGGGGAUACAAUGCAAGGUUUCCUUACACAGUCUCCUGGUGGCUAGUGAACAUCAUCUGUAUAGUACUCAUGACUGUUCUGGGAGAGUUCUUAUGUAUGAGAAGUGAACUAAAAGCAAUACCAUUGGGAAUGGGACCCAAGGCAGAUUUAUAGCUCUGGACAUGGGUAACUUAUGGCUUAAAUUUUUGGAUUUAUUUUUGACAUAGAAGAAAUGUCGUUGGGUUGCUAGCCAGGAGAAAGAAGUACUGGAAAGAUGGGAGGAUUUUAAAUUGGAGCCAAGGCUUUGCUUGUCACAUGGGGGAAAAGUUUUGGUUGCUGUGGACAUGGAGACCAUACCGUUGAAAAUAAGUUUGAUGGUUGUGGACAUGGACACAAUAUCAUUCAAUCAUUGGAAAAAAGUUUGGUGUCUCCCUGAAUAUGUAUGUGUAUCUGAACCCUCUACAGGGGUAAUAGAAAUAUGGCACUGUUUUUAAGAGGGCCUGCAUCAAUGGAUACACGCAUGACAGGACAUUUCCAUGACUGUGUCACUGGAAUGUCAUCUAAAACAUGGUGAAGAUUAAGUCAGUUGGAUUUUCUUGCAAUGGUUAGAAUUUGCUGGAAAUAUACUUCGAUAUACUAGUUUAUUGUAAUGUUGGUUAUUUGUUUUCUUCAUUUGAAGUGGACUACUGAUAAGGUGGAUAGGAGUAAGACCCACAAGCUAGUGAAAAUGGGGACCUUAAGUUGAUGUUUAUGACACUUAUUUUGAUCAACCACACUUUAUAAAAAUUUACUGAAUGAAGUAAUUUAUUAUUUAUAUAUUAUAUUUUCUCUUUUGCCAAACUGAAGAAAAGAGGUGGUGACAACUCAGAAUGAAGUUGGUGUCAUAAAUUAUAUUCUCCUUUUCUCUGUCCACAUUGAAAAAAAGUUUUGCAGCAGAUUUGUAUUCUGUGAACAAUGCACUCAGAAAAUGUCAUAGUGCUUAAUGGGUCAUUUCACUGUAUUUUUCACCUGUUGAUCAUUUUACCCACUUUUGUACCUUAACGUAUAGGUAAAAAAAAAAAAAAGAUGGGGAGAUUUAAGAUGAAAAGUUUUGUAAGGGGAAAAUAGACCCUUGAAGGAAAAGAAGUGCAAUGUAUAUGAGGUUUACAGUUUGAGUGUUGAACACUGGUCACAAGUAAAGGACAGUGUUGAUCAAGGGUCAAUGGUACAAGGUGGCCAAGCCUUUUUUUUUAUUAGUUUGGCAAAUUGUUUCAUAAAGCUGUUCAAAUUAUAAUUAUAUUGAAAUUCACAUUCCUUUUCUUAUCUUUAAAAAACCUUUAAAGGUGUAGAAGUUGGCGAUUCCUUGUAAAAUUAGUUUGAUAUUGACUGCAUUUUUUUUUCUAAUUCGAAGAAAAUUGAAUUUUCUUCCAGGACCCCAUUGAUUUUUUUCU
This is a messenger RNA of Lingula anatina, 2066 nucleotides long. RefSeq names its product protein SYS1 homolog. Gene Ontology annotation, biological process: protein localization to Golgi apparatus; Golgi to plasma membrane protein transport; Golgi to endosome transport. Lineage: Eukaryota; Metazoa; Brachiopoda; Lingulata; Lingulida; Lingulidae. The record is from RefSeq and is a predicted model, not a curated record. Gene Ontology annotation, cellular component: Golgi membrane; trans-Golgi network.